AUGCAAGCAACGUAUUUGAAGUUGAAAAACUUAUUUGAUGAAGCCCAACGCUAUGUCGUGUCUGGAAGCAUCAUUUAUGAUGCAAAAUCAUCUACAAAAUUUGUUGAACACAUCAAUAAAUUAUUAGAUAUAAUAUUCAAUGGUGCUGUGAAGCAAUACGAACCUAAAUAUGAGCCCAUAAAGGAAGAAUUAUUGGAUAUGGAGCCUGAAUAUGAGUCUGAAAGUGAGCAAGAGUCCAUAAAGGAAGAAUUAUUGGAUAUGGAGCCUGAAUGUGAGCAAGAGCCAAUAAACGAAGAAAUAUUGGAUAAGGAGCCUGAAUAUGAGUCUGAAAGUGAGCAAGAGUCCAUAAAGGAAGAAUUAUUGGAUAUGGAGCCUGAAUGUGAGCAAGAGCCUAUAAACGAAGAAUUAUUGGAUAAGGAGCCUAAAUAUGAGCCUGAACAAGAGACACAUCCAAAACCUCCAGCUCCACGAUCAAAAUAUUCACCACCAAGUACCCCAAUUGCUACCAUGGUUACUUCUAAAGUGACAUCUCAUGAGAUACCCAUGGAUUUAUCGUAUGUUUCACCAGAUUCACAACAAACAAAACAGGUGUCCUUAGUAGCGGAAACAAUAUUAAACGUCUGCAUGGGAAAUCAUGCAGUAAACGUUUUGUUCGAAGGUUUGCAGAAAAAUCCGAGCUGUGAAUUGAAGGAAACCAUGAAAUCGAUGAAAAAUAAAAACGAAUUGAACAAGGGACCAAAUAAUGUCGAUGUUUGUACGGUUACUGAGAACGUAAAAAAGAUUCAAUGUAAAAAUUGCAUAUCAUCAGUGAACACGAAUUUCAAAUCGUGUUUCAUUUGUUUGGAAUCCGAUAAACAUUGUAUUCCAUGUUGCGAAAAAAAAUGUGGCAAAUCAUAUCACAUCGCAUGCCUGAAAUAUUGGCAACAACACAAAAUACAAUACAAGCAAAAUAAAGUAAUUGAGAUUCAUUGCCCGCGUCAUGUUUGUCAUACAUGUACUGCACCGGAAAUAAGGAGUUUGAACCACAAUAGAGAGUCUGACAAUAGGCUGAUAAAAUGUAUACUGUGUCCUGGAACUUAUCAUCGAUUUUCUAAAUGUAUUCCGGCUGGAAGUGAACUUUUGUCAAUGGCACAAAUGAUUUGUCCUCGACACCAAAUAGUAAAUGAAAGUGGAAAACAUUACAACGUUGACUUUUGCACAUUUUGCACAUUUGGAGGCAAAUUAGUUUGCUGCGAUAGCUGUCCAAAUGCUUUUCAUAACGAAUGCCUACCAGUAACACCCGGCAAAAAUUUUGUUUGCGAGGAAUGUGAGUCAGGUCGACGACCCCUAUAUGGUGAGAUUGUAUGGUGUAAGUAUGUAAAUAGUACUUGGUGGCCAGCUGUGACGGUUCCCCCACAUAUGAUUCCGAGAUCAGUGCUUAUCAACAAAAAAGUACCAAAUCAAAUUUGUGUCUACUUCUUUGGAACACAUAACUAUGGUUGGGUAUCACACCAUCAAAUUUAUUUGUUUAAAAGCGGCGAUGACAUUGACAGUGAAAAGGAAAAAACCAUAAAGAGCAAAGAAGCCGUAAAAGAGGCAGAGUAUUGGCUAAAUCAAUUCCAGGAUAUAUUGCAGAAAAACGGUAGAUCUGUCAAAAACUCCAAGCCGCCAAAUUAUCGAAUAAUUAAAACAAAUCGUAUGUUGGUUAAAAACAAAGAGGACGACUAUUUUGAAUGCAAUUGUCUUCCAGAAGAUUUAGCACCAUGUGGCAUUGGAAGUAAUUGCAUAAAUGCUGCCACAAACAUCGAAUGUGAUCCAGAACAAUGUCCAGCAAAGGACAAAUGUCAAAACCAAAAUUUCCAUAAAGGCAAACAAUACGAUGUGGAAAUUCGCCUGACCGAAUUCAAAGGUUGGGGACUUUUUGCCAAAGAAGAGAUACCGGCCGAAACAUUUGUUAUGGAAUAUUUGGGAGAGGUGAUUGAUAAUUUUGAAUUUCAAGACCGCUUCAAACGCGCCAAAUCAGACAACGCCGACAACUAUUAUUUUGCAACACUCGGGAAAAAUCUAUACAUUGACGCAGAGUUUGAAGGGAAUGAGGCCAGAUUUAUAAAUCAUUCAUGUAAUCCAAACACAAAAACUGAAAAUUUUUGCGUAUAUCACAAGGGUAAAGGAGAAACCAAGCUUGGUAUUUAUUCAACGCGGAAAAUUAGUAUUGGGGAGGAAAUCACGUACGAUUACAAAUGGAGUACAAAGAAAUUCAUCCAUGAAUUCACUGCUGAAAGUGCAAUUUGUUGCUGUGAUUCACCCAAUUGUACUGGAUAUAUUUAA
Contarinia nasturtii (swede midge) is the source of this 2307-nucleotide messenger RNA. Its product is annotated as probable histone-lysine N-methyltransferase Mes-4. The record is from RefSeq and is a predicted model, not a curated record. The coding region runs from base 1 to 2307 and encodes 768 amino acids. NCBI's taxonomy places the organism in Eukaryota, Metazoa, Arthropoda, Insecta, Diptera, Cecidomyiidae. Gene Ontology annotation, cellular component: nucleus; chromatin. Gene Ontology annotation, biological process: regulation of DNA-templated transcription. The transcript is spliced from 6 exons. Gene Ontology annotation, molecular function: protein binding; histone H3K36 methyltransferase activity.